CCAUCCUAAACACCAAUAUGUGUUACUUAUCUUCGUGUUCAUCUUCAUCCUCCGCCAUGGUCUGCUACCAGACCGGCGCCGAAUCCUCGUCCAAGUCGUUCGUCCAGGGGGUGACGACUCCUGUCAAUGAGGACGGCGGAUCCGCCCCUCAGUGCUGCCACUGCGGCUGGCGUGGAGCCCAUGCUCCCAACUGCCCGUUCAAGUAGAUUCAAGAUCACUUUUCCUUUAACACACGUUUGGCGCCGUUUCCAUCGUGUCAUCAUAAAGUUUCAUCGCUUUUGCUGUCUUUCUGUUUCUUACCCGCACCCGCUUUCUUGUUUCGUCCUAGCCAUGCUUGUCUAUCUUACCAUCAGCUACUCGUCGUUAUAUUUAUUCACAUAUGUUACAUAUACGAGGAGGAGAUGGCGGUGUACAAAGUAAUAGUCCUGGUCGUCAAUAAUUGUAUGCAAUCCCUGUUUCCGCAUUCCGUGUUCCGUCGCCA
Guyanagaster necrorhizus is the source of this 481-nucleotide messenger RNA. RefSeq lists its product as uncharacterized. NCBI's taxonomy places the organism in Eukaryota, Fungi, Basidiomycota, Agaricomycetes, Agaricales, Physalacriaceae. The transcript has 2 exons. The record is from RefSeq and is a predicted model, not a curated record. The coding region runs from base 127 to 420 and encodes 97 amino acids.